UUAUUGUUUAUAAGUUUGCCACACGACGCACCACUCGUUUAAUAUGCAACUUCCCGAAAGUAAAAAUAAAUUCGACGUGAAAAAAGUACAGCAAAUGUUACGGAAUGAAAACAAGUUUAUAACGGAUUUGCUCGCAAUUGCCGCCAUACCAAACCGAGGAGACUUUCAGCAGCCUGAAUUAGACCAAGGCAUAGAACAAACGUUUAAUAGUGUGAAUAAAAAGUCGCGAGCUAAAUCACUUCAGGAGCUAGAAGAAAGACUGAAAGCAUUAACCAGUAGAAAGAAGUUAUCAUACAAAGAGAAACUUGUUAAGAAAGGACUUAAAAACCGAAUGAAGAAAAGAAAUAAACAGGAUGAACGGAAUUCCCAAUCAAAAUUAGAAAGGGCAGCUAAAUUAAGCUCUGAAAUUGGUCACAUUAAAACUGAAGAACAUCCAGAUAAUAAACUAAUAUUUAACAGUGGCGAUAAAAUUGUGUUUUCAAAGUUUGAUUUUGCAAAUUUAGGUAAAAAGAAAUCCAAAAAACAAGAAAAGGAUCCCAAAAAAAUCUUAAAGCAGUUAACAGAUGAAAAAAUCACUUUAAAUGCAUUAGAGAAAAGUGGAGACACAACCAAAGUUGUAGCUAUCAAAGAACAUAGGGCAUGGAAAAAUGCAUUAGCAAAAGCUGAAGGGCAAAAGAUCAAAGAUGAUCCUACUCUACUAAAGAAAACCAUUAAGAGGAAGGAGCAGAGGGUAAGAUCUAGUAAAAAAAAGUGGGAGGCUAGGAUAAAAGGAGUAGAAAAUGCUAAGGAAGAGAGGCAGAAGAAAAGAACAGAGAAUAUCCAAAGAAGGAAAAAGGAUAAAAAAGUUAAAAAUUUGAAAAAAGCUGCAAAAAAAGGAAAGAUAAUUCCUGGAUUUUAAAUCUA
Cylas formicarius (sweet potato weevil) is the source of this 903-nucleotide messenger RNA. It is a transcript of the gene Surf6, whose product is annotated as surfeit locus protein 6 homolog. The record is from RefSeq and is a predicted model, not a curated record. NCBI's taxonomy places the organism in Eukaryota, Metazoa, Arthropoda, Insecta, Coleoptera, Brentidae. The transcript has 2 exons. Gene Ontology annotation, cellular component: nucleolus. Gene Ontology annotation, biological process: ribosomal large subunit biogenesis; ribosomal small subunit biogenesis. The coding region runs from base 44 to 898 and encodes 284 amino acids. Gene Ontology annotation, molecular function: RNA binding; DNA binding.